This is a messenger RNA of Euleptes europaea (tarantolino), 677 nucleotides long. RefSeq names its product EEF1A lysine methyltransferase 2 (gene EEF1AKMT2). The record is from RefSeq and is a predicted model, not a curated record. Gene Ontology annotation, molecular function: protein-lysine N-methyltransferase activity. Gene Ontology annotation, cellular component: cytoplasm. The transcript has 6 exons. Gene Ontology annotation, biological process: peptidyl-lysine dimethylation; peptidyl-lysine monomethylation. NCBI's taxonomy places the organism in Eukaryota, Metazoa, Chordata, Lepidosauria, Squamata, Sphaerodactylidae. The coding region runs from base 1 to 657 and encodes 218 amino acids.
AUGGGCGGCAGGGAGGAUGGUUUCCAACCGUCGGCGCUGGGCACCCAAGAGCAUUGGGAUGCAGUAUAUGAAUGUGAACUGCAGCAUUUUGAAGACAGUGGCGAUGCUGGUGAGAUCUGGUUUGGUGAAGAAAGCAUAAGUCGUUUAAUUGGAUGGCUAGAAAAACAAAAGAUACCCUUGGACAGCUGUGUACUUGAUAUUGGAACAGGCAAUGGUGUUUUACUGGUUGAACUGGCCAAGUCCGGUUACACUAAUCUUGUAGGAAUUGACUACUCUCCUUCUGCAAUUCGACUUUCAAAAAAGAUAAUGGAAAAAGAAGGAUUGCCUCAAGUUAAAUUGCGGGUAGAAGAUAUUUUAAAUCCCUCAAAUGAAUUAUCGGGAUUUCAUGUUUGCAUUGACAAAGGAACUUUUGAUGCCAUCAGCCUGAAUCCAAACCAUGCAGCCGAGAAACGAAGACAGUACGUGAAAUCGCUGCAUAGGAUACUGAGACCAGGAGGCCUCUUUCUCAUAACUUCUUGUAACUGGACCAGAGAGGAACUACUUGAUGAGUUUGAAAAAGGAUUUAUUCUUCUGGAGGAGCUGCCUACAUCUGUGUUCUGCUUUGGAGGAAAAACUGGGAACAAUGUAACUGUGUUGGUUUUCCAACAGAAAAUAUAAACAUUUCUGCCCUGGGAUUU